Linum tenue is the source of this 1245-nucleotide messenger RNA. NCBI's taxonomy places the organism in Eukaryota, Viridiplantae, Streptophyta, Magnoliopsida, Malpighiales, Linaceae. The record is from the annotation of a GenBank genome assembly.
AUGUUAAAACAACUGAGCCCGCAGCUAUUUUUACAGGAGCCGGACGCUGGUUCUGUGUCUUUAACCAGAGAAAAGGAGAAGAACCUUCUGAUUUCACUCUCUAAGGUUUACAAAGAGAUUCAGGUCUGGAUUCGUGAAAUGGAGGUUGAUUCCGAUGAAGAGACCAUGGUUUCUGAAUGUUUAUCGGCGGAUGCACAUGAGCAGCAUAACUGUUUGAUGAAAGUCCUAGCUGACUUGAUUCUUCUACUUACAGUUGACAGUCAAUACGUACAACAUUCGGCGGGAAAGAUUGUUGUGGCUGUUUCUGAGCUCCUGGCUCCUUCUGUCAGUAACUGGGACUCUUUGGUUCGUUCGCUCUGGAUGUGUCUGGAAUUGAUUGUCAAACACCUGUUGUCCUGUUCUCCAAUUUCAAAUGCCAAUGAGGAUUUGCAUUUUGGAUCCUCAAGUCUAAUGUUCUUAAAUCGUUGUCUGGGAAAUGCAGACUGGUCCACUGCAUCUCAUGUAAUCCAAAUCUUGCGGAAUAUACUGAAAAAUUUGAAGGAAGAGUCUGAUGAGAAUAGGGCCAAACAGUCCACCUUUCAGUAUUUCACUCACAAAUUGCUGGUUUUUGAGAUCUGCAACAUUUUUCUGCAGAUGUUACUGCUGAGGCUUAGUUAUGGAACUCAUAUAAGUUGCACCACACUUGUCUCCUGGUUGAAACUUCUCCAUGAUUACUUUGAAGAGCUACUUUUGAAACCCAUGUCUAAGGUUAAGACUUGUCAAAAUGAUUGCCUAGAAGGCUCCCCGUUUCUGUCUAGCGUCUCUGAGGGAGAAGCACAACACAUGGGGCAUUCCCUUCAUUCUCAAAGGCAGGCCAUACUCCUAUUUCUUAGGUGCUGCUUCAGUUUGAUCAGCUCGACAGGAGAGAAUACCAAGCAACUUCUUAAAGCUCAUAACUCUCUCUCGGCUGUCAACAUGGUCUCUGACCCUGAUUUUUCUGGUAGAAGUAAAGGAUUUAUUGAGCUCUACAAAUGGUUCCAAGCCCACCUCCGAGAUAGCUUCUUAUGUGGAAAGGAAAUGCACGUGGACAAGUGUAUACUUUUUGCAAGAUCUUUUCUCCAGCUAUACUUGCAUGAGUUGCACUAUGAUCAUCAAGUGCUGCUUGAUUACCUUAUUUCCAAGGAUCUUGGAAUUAGUUGUGCAGAGUACCUAUUAAGGUUGGCAAAAUUUGAGGAACUCUGCAGCAAUCAUGAUGACUUUUUCUAG